UCGUCAAAUUCACAAAAUCUCAAAUCAUCUGAACAAUCUCAUUGUAGACUUGCAGUUGUGUCGACUUUAACCUAUGUUAUCUGUGUCGGCCUUCAGAUUCGAUUUCGUUUCAGAUUAAUCGAACAAAGAACCCUGGAUCGUUGGGUGAUGUGGUUUUCGUUGGCUGGCAUCGUUUGAGGGAUUGAAGGGUUUAAGUUUUGUAAAUGGAAGUUAGGGUUCGUAGUUGAAUUUGUUUAAGAGUCGGUGUGAAUUUGCUAGGAUGGAGAGUAACAAGGACGAGGCUUUAAGGUGCGUUGAUAUUGCUAAAGAAGCAAUUGCAUCUGGGAAGAAGGAAAAAGCUUUGAAGUUUAUUAAAAUUGCGCGUCGUCUGAACCAGAAUUUGUCAGUGGAUGAUCUUCUGGCUGCUUGUGAAAAUAUUGAUUCCUCGGGUCCAGGUCCUUCCAGGAAUGAGAAAGAUGUUCGUGAUGUGGAGGAUAAGAGGGAUAAAGAUAAGCUGGAUGAGGCUUCAAAUGGCAGUAGGAAUUACACGGACGAAAAUGUGCAAUUGAUUAGGCAUAUUAAGAGUAAAAAGGACUAUUAUGCAGUCCUUGGUGUGGAGAAGAGUUGUUCGGUUGAGGAGAUUAGAAAAGCUUACAGGAAGUUAUCAUUGAAAGUUCAUCCUGACAAGAAUAAGGCCCCAGGCUCUGAGGAGGCAUUUAAGAAAGUUUCCAAGGCAUUUAAGUGUUUGAGUGAUGAUGAGUCGAGGAAGCAGUAUGAUCUUACUGGUUUAGUUGAUCAAUUUGAGUAUAAUGAACAGCAUAAUGUUAGGCGCAGGAGGAGAAGAACUGGGAAUGACUUUUUCGAUGAGGAGUUCGAUCCUGAUGAGAUCUUUAGGGCUUUCUUUGGUCAGACAGACAUGUUUAGGACAACUCAAGCUUAUCGGGCUAGAGCUCAUGGUGGGGCUGGUGCCCACCAAAGAGAAGAUUUGGGUGCAUCUGGACCUAGCUUUAUACUCAUUCUUCAAAUGUUGCCAUUUUUGCUGAUCGUCUUGCUUGCUUAUCUCCCGUUUUCAGAGCCUGAGUAUUCUUUGCAGAAGGGUUACUCCUAUCAGUUUAAGAAGAUGACAGAGAAACAUGGAGUAGAGUACUUUGUUAAAUCAGCUGAAUUUGAUCAGGAUUACCCUCUUGGUAGUCCUGGUCGAGAUAAAAUUGAAGAACAUGUUAUUAGGGAUUACAAGAAUGUGCUUGGUCGUUACUGUCAUAUAGAACUCCAAAGGCGGCAGUGGAAUCGGAACUACCCAACUCCUCAUUGCGACAGACUACAAAAUUUUGCAGUGGCAUGAAGGUCUUUCUCACGGAUUAGAGAGCUCUCAGGUGGUAACAGCUUUACGCUUACUUGAUAUGAACGAAGAGACUUUGCAGAUAAGGAGUUCACAAUGGUAACCAGGUAUCUUGCCAUUCUGAUCCUUGAUCUGGCCACUCUCAAACAGCACUUGUAGCCCAUGGAUGCAGCUUAUUCACAUAGUAUUUCAUUUUGGAACUAUAAUCUUGUUUUUAUUACCAUUAUAUACGCGUAGAUGUAUCAAAUGCCUCGGACCUUCCUUCCUGAAUUAGGUGUAGUCAUAAAAAGUGAGGCUGCAGUUUAUGACAGAAUAAGCUUAGGAUUUUGAACUCAGCUGAUUUGCAUGAAGCACAAUGUACAUGUCUCGGGAGACAUUUUGUGCCUUUUGUCUUAUUGAUUGCGCAAUUGACAGCAGAAGGCAUGUCUGCCGAGAUUUUGUGAAGCAUUAGUAUGAUGGUACUCAGGUUUCUACAUUUUUACUUGGUUCUUCUUUUCUCAACCUGAACUUAUUCAGUUCUUAAA
Messenger RNA from Ipomoea triloba (trilobed morning glory), 1842 nucleotides. RefSeq names its product chaperone protein dnaJ 49. Lineage: Eukaryota; Viridiplantae; Streptophyta; Magnoliopsida; Solanales; Convolvulaceae. The transcript is spliced from 3 exons. Gene Ontology annotation, molecular function: Hsp70 protein binding. The record is from RefSeq and is a predicted model, not a curated record. Gene Ontology annotation, cellular component: endoplasmic reticulum membrane. Gene Ontology annotation, biological process: cellular response to misfolded protein. Bases 260 to 1321 code for a protein of 353 amino acids.